AUGGCCCCCAAGCAGCCGAACACUGGUCUCUUUGUGGGGCUGAACAAGGGGCAUGUCGUCACCAAGAGGGAGAUAGCCCCCCGUCCCUCGGCUUGGAAAGGGGUACGAACUGGUGGACACUGAGUCUCAUACUCCUCACCAAGAGCGUUAGGAGAGUUGUUUCCACUGCGGCGACGCCAGAUGUGGCGGGGUCUCUGGUUUCCGUGAGUCUCCUUGCCUAGUUGGGCGUGAUCUGAUCCAGAAAACGAGCAAGAGGGUGCACUUUGUGAGGAACGUGAUUAGGGAAGUCGCGGGUUUCGCUCCAUACGAGAAGAGGGUAACUGAGCUCCUCAAGGUCGGUAAAGACAAGCGAGCUCUCAAGUUGGCGAAGAGGAAGCUGGGCACUCACAAGAGGGCCAAGAAGAAGCGUGAGGAGAUGGCCGGCGUCUUGAGGAAGAUGAGGUUCGUCUCAUCCUAUCCCUUCACUAACAUACUCUCUAUCUCCGGUUCUAUUUUCCUUUCUCUUCAUGGAUGAUUACAUGAAUAUGACUAUAGUUUGGGCUAAUUGGGUGUGUAAAUAUCACUAAUUGGCAAUAUAAAUCAAGAAAUAUAUUAUCAAAGUACAUAAUUUUUUUUAGGGGGAAGAACUUUUGAUGAAGUAUCGCUUUCAAAAAAGUAUUAUUUACUGCACUGUUGGGGAAGAACCCAAGAAAAGCGAUGGAUCUUGCUGGGAAAUUGGUAGAUAUGAUAUAAUAUUGCUUCAGUGGGGCAUCACUCUCGGCAAUGUCGCCAAGAAAACCCAGAUCAUAAUUUUUUUAUCUCAUUUAAAUUAAUUUUAUUUAUUUUUAUGGAAACUUACCUGCAAAAAAAGUCAAGCCGACUAAUUUUCAUUGGGACUUCUAUGUGGAUCUCCUUGUCAACGAUCUAAUACUGCCAUUAUUGCCUCAAUUUCUGUUCCAAGGAAAAAAAAAUCUGAUGGGUUCCUCAUCUGUGGCAAAAAAAUGAUCAGAUAGUACUGUGGCUCCCCAUUUUUCUCCUUUUACUGUGCCCCUCAUCCGAGCUGAAUCCCCCGGUUGACUUAUUGCUUAUUGGUCCGAAAAAAGGGAUGAGCUGCUUUCUUAUAGCUUAUAUGAUCUGAAUAUGAUUCCGCAGAUUGAUUUCUUCAGGAACCCAUGGUUGACUUUAUCUCCUCGUUGUUCCUCAUCUGAGCAGAUUCCGUGAAAUGAGUGAAUCAUCGGUUAUUUUGACUUCUGAUCCCAUGGCUGCUUGUUUAGUCAACGAUUCAUGAGAUCACUGACUGUAGCACCCUCCUUUGCAUGGCUCUGCAGGUCUGCAGCUCUUCGUCGAUGAUCGAUGGCUCUUAGGAUCUCGUCGUUGCCAUUCUGGGUAAAGAUAGGAAUUUUAGAUCGGGUCCGUUUUGUCUGUCUUGGUUCGUCUGUUUGACCGUCUCGAAAUGGCGUCAAACUUUCGGAUGUUAUUCUUGUAAUUUCCCUGUUUUAAGGUGGGUAGGGGUUGUCUCUUGUGUCGGUCAACGAGCGCCGGGCCACGUGGCUGGCUGUGGUUGGGCCAAGGCUGCAUGCUUGUGGCUGAGUGGGGGGCUUUGCCACUUAUCGGGCUUAUUUCACCCGUCUUAGUUCAUUAUACGUCGGAUUCGGGUCCGCUCGGAUUAUGUGGCUGCGGUUGUGGAGGUAGGUCCACCUCAUGAGUUCGCGAUUUUCUCCAGUAUAAAUGAAAGGCGCGUUUCCCGCCCGCGCCUUGGGUGCGGGGGGGGGGGGGAGAGAGGGAGAGAGAGCAGGGAGAGAUGGGGAGACGUCUGCAUAGCGGCUGCGAGAUCUGCUCCCGAUCUCCUCCGACGGCGUGGCUUCGCCGCCAACGGAAGCUCCAGGAGGUCGUCAGGCGUCACGAGGAGUGCAGGACGGUGUUCCGGGACCUUAG
Messenger RNA from Spirodela intermedia, 1914 nucleotides. The record is from the annotation of a GenBank genome assembly. NCBI's taxonomy places the organism in Eukaryota, Viridiplantae, Streptophyta, Magnoliopsida, Alismatales, Araceae.